AUGGCGAUGGACUCGAACGAUGAGGAUGUCAUGGCCGCGCUCAGGGACGAGGAUCUCGAUGUCGCGGCUAUUACGAGGGACGCCAAUGGAGACGAUGAACAUUUGGUGAUCCUCAUCUCCCUCUUUGCCAUGAUGGCUGAGGAGGACAAGCCGAUCACUGAUGGCUCCGCGCUGGGGUGGCGCAAGAGCAAGCGAAGGCAUAGGAUGGACGGCGAUGCCGACUACUUCGCCGACGAUCCAUUGCACGGCGAUGCCGUAUUCCACCGUCGUUUCUGGAUGAGUAGGAAGCUCUUUCUGAAGAUAGUCGAGAAUUUGAGGCAGGUCGACUACUUCAAACUGAAGAGAGACACAGUCGGCGAGCUUGGUUUCUCGAUAAUUCAGAAAUGCACUAUGGCUCUUCGGAUGCUGGCCUAUGGAAUUGCAUGUGGGCUGGGCUGGUACUGGGCUGUUGAGGUGGUGAUGGUCCUGGGCUGCUGCGGGCUGCUGAGGUUCAAAACUAUUUGA
Messenger RNA from Lolium perenne, 504 nucleotides. NCBI's taxonomy places the organism in Eukaryota, Viridiplantae, Streptophyta, Magnoliopsida, Poales, Poaceae. The record is from RefSeq and is a predicted model, not a curated record.